AUGGUUGCCUUCAAGUCUUUUCUCAUACUUCUUACGCUUGGCGCCGAAGCCCUUGCUGCAGCAGUCCCUGCAUCAACUUGCUCCACUGCUCUGGGAACCAACACGGUUAAAAAUGUCCCGACUUCUAGGGUUACUUCUAUUAAGAAGAUCACUAUCACUAAGAAGGUUAUUCGCAAGGUCAAUAUUAUUGUUGUUCCUGUAGCCAAGACUUCUACUAUUCGCAAGAUAGAAACCUCGACAUCUAUCUCUACUGCUAACAAGAACACAAAGACUGCCACCAGCACUAUUAUUUCUGAGUCUACUGUCGUCAGUUCGAGGACGUCCUGGAGCACCACUACCACCGUUACUUCAACCGUUACCACUAAGUUCAUUACAUCGACCGUCGCGAAACCUGCUGGGUUCACCGAUAUCAACAAUCAACCUCUUACCUAUAAGCGAGCUGUGAAAAAGAGAGUCACUACAAUCACAACAGGCGUACCUGGUGGUUCCAUGCCUCAAAGUGUCCGCUGUGUUAAGGAGAUCCCCAGCUACAGCACCAAGACCAUCACGACGACAGUCCAGGGACCACGCACUACUCUCAAGGCAGCCACAAAGUUCAAGACUAUCACUAGCUUUACAACUGUCACAUCUACAGAAUACCCAUCUGAUGCUAGUACUACUGUCACAACAAUUGAACGACCAACAACGACUUCUUUCGUUGAUGUUACUUCCACCACCACUAUCACUUCAAGUGUUACUGUUGAGAGCCAAAUACCUCAAUCCACGGAAUUUGAUAUCUGUUCAGAAGAGAAUAUUAUGUCCACUGCCAAUGGCGGCGUUGUCUCCGGCUUUGAUCAAUGGCAGGGUAACGGCUACGCUUUGAGCGUGGGUGGAGGCCUUAACGCUCGCUCUUGCUGCCAAAUUUGCGCAUCGCACGCCGACUGUCUGGGUUCCUAUUUUAGAAUCACUGGCGGUAGUUGCAAUAUUUACAUUGCAGGUGAUGCAGCUAUUUGUGCCAAUUCGGCUCAACCCAUCAUUGCUUUGUUCCGCACAAAUCGGGAUCUAUCCAUGUCAGUCCUCCUCAGCAAUGGCCCUUGUGGACAAUGGAAGAAUGAUGGCGAUGCUACGCCGACGUCCGCUUGA
Fusarium poae is the source of this 1122-nucleotide messenger RNA. RefSeq lists its product as uncharacterized. The transcript has 3 exons. The coding region runs from base 1 to 1122 and encodes 373 amino acids. NCBI's taxonomy places the organism in Eukaryota, Fungi, Ascomycota, Sordariomycetes, Hypocreales, Nectriaceae. The record is from RefSeq and is a predicted model, not a curated record.